AUUCUGAAGUAGAAUACAUUCAUUAAAUUAUUCACAACUGAAUUUUAGUGUGGUUUUAUGUUGUGUAAUAAAUGGAAGUUAUUCUUGAAAAUCUGAAGAAUAAUCCACAUUGCCCGCAUGGCCCAUGUUUAAUUUUUGAAAGAUAUUCUUCUAAUGGUACCAAAACUGGAAGAAGAUUUUUUGCAUGUUCUGCUUGCAGAGAUAGAUCUGAUUGUAGUUUUUUCCAAUGGGUUGAUGAUGAUUUGUCCACACAAACAAAAGAGCACUGGAGAGAUGUAAUUGAAAAACAUAAACCACCAUUUACUCAUGAAGAGUAUUUGCAGAGAUUAGAAAAAGUUAAAAGUUCAUCUCAGGAGAAAAGGAAGUACUGUAAAACAUGUUCCCUUCUUGUGUUAGAGGAAGAAGAAAGUCUUCAUUUGAAACAUGACUUUGUGAGCAAUUUGACUUUGCAGGAUUUACAGAAACCAAGCUGCAUUUUUGAAACAGUUCAAAACAAGAAAGCAGAAGCACAAUAUUUUUUUGCAAAAGAGACAGUGGAAUUUGUUGUUAACCUUGUAGAAAAGUUAGGAUUCACAAAACUUGUCCUCUUAGGAGUUCCUAAGGUACAUGAAUAUGUUCAAGAAAAUUCUAAUCUCAACACUUUUUUAAUGGACAUUGACUAUCGAUAUAUGCAGUUUUUUAGUCCCAACAAAUUUUGUCACUAUAAUAUUUUCAACAACUAUUUUUUUAAUGGAGCAGAAAGCAAAACUAUACUUAAGGAGUUCCUAUCUGAACAAAGUGGCGAAAAGGUUGCAGUCAUGUUGGAUCCUCCAUUUGGUGGUCUUGUGGAUGCUAUUGCGUGCACAUUAAAGAAAUUAAAUAAAUGGUGGAGAAAAAAGAAUGAAAAAAGUACUGAAAAUCUCCCUUUUAUGUGGUUCUUCCCUUAUUUUAUGGAAGGAAGAAUUGUCAAAAGUUUACCUGAUGCAGUAAUGAUGGAUUAUAAAGUUGAAUACACUAACCACAAAAAAUUUGGUACAAAAGUUGAUUCUAAAGGAUCACCAGUUCGCAUUUUUACAAAUAUUAUGCCAUCAGCUUUUGUUUUGCCUGAAAGUCUUGGUUACAGAUUUUGUGAAAAGUGUGAGAGGUUUAUUGCAAAAGAAAACAAACACUGUGUAAAGUGCAAUUGCUGUACUACAAAACAUGGAAAAACAUAUAAACAUUGUGAUGAAUGCAAACAGUGUGUCAAAAAUUCUUAUGAGCACUGUGGUAAAUGUAAGAAAUGCAAUCUCAUUGGUCAUGUGUGUAGUGAAUCUACACAGAAAAAAUCUGAUGGAAUUCAUAAACAAGAGAAAUGUCAUAAAUGUUCUGGUUUUGGCCACAGAAAACGAAAUUGUCCUGUUAAUACAUUUAGAAACCGGAAGAAGAUGAGACAUAUGUGUUGAUUUACAAAGUAUUUAAUCUCUUAGGAAAGGAUUUUGUAUAACAACUUCGUUUUUUACAUAAAAUGUAAAUAAAUGUUUUUUUUAUAAA
Uloborus diversus is the source of this 1509-nucleotide messenger RNA. Its product is annotated as rRNA N6-adenosine-methyltransferase ZCCHC4-like. NCBI's taxonomy places the organism in Eukaryota, Metazoa, Arthropoda, Arachnida, Araneae, Uloboridae. Gene Ontology annotation, biological process: rRNA methylation. Gene Ontology annotation, molecular function: rRNA (adenine-N6-)-methyltransferase activity; zinc ion binding; nucleic acid binding. The record is from RefSeq and is a predicted model, not a curated record. Gene Ontology annotation, cellular component: cytoplasm; nucleolus.